Molecule: messenger RNA, 561 nt
Organism: Eutrema salsugineum
Lineage: Eukaryota; Viridiplantae; Streptophyta; Magnoliopsida; Brassicales; Brassicaceae
Exons: 1
Coding region: 1-561 (186 amino acids)
Source: RefSeq, a predicted model, not a curated record
AUGACUAGUGAAUUUGAGAUGAGUAUGGUGGGUGAGCUUAAGUACUUUUUGGGGCUUCAGAUUACUCAAUCAGAGGAAGGUGUCUUUAUCUCACAAAGCACCUAUGCCAGAAAUCUCUUGAAACGGUUCAAGCUUGACUCAGCCAAAGAAGCAAAGACUCCAAUGAGCACAACCACCAGUCUCACACGAGAUGAUGAGGGAACAAGUGUUGAUCCAACCUUGUAUAGAGGAAUGAUAGGGAGUCUCCUAUACCUCACAGCAAGCAGGCCUGAUCUGUGCUUAAGUGUUGGCAUAUGUGCUAGGUACCAAGCUAAACCAAAGCAGUCUCACCUUGAGGCUGUAAAGAGGAUCAUCAAGUACGUCAUGGGCACAGUUGAUCUAGGUAUCUGGUACUCAAAAGGAUCGAAUCAGAACCUAGUAGGAUACUGUGAUGCAGAUUGGGCAGGAAGUGCUGAUGACAGAGAAAGCACCAGUGGUGGAUGUUUCUUCCUUGGGAACAACCUCAUCUCGUGGCUCAGCAAGAAGCAAAACUCAGUGUCCCUCUCCACUGCAGAAGCAUAA